GGUGGUAGUAAGUAUGCAGAAGUCUUCACUGCGGAGGGUCGACACAGAGGGUGGUAGAUCGACUAAGUCGGUGGGGUUCAGUACUAGGCGAACUCGUCAUUAUAGGAAGGGAGAUGAGAGUCCAUCGGGGACGUCGAGUGGUGGUGAUGGGAAGAAGAGGAAUGUUCAGGUGGUGGAAGGCAGCAGCCCUAGGUCGGGUGGGAGUAGCAAUAGGGAGCCUGUUGAGCCGUCCUCAUUGAUGGUUUCGGUGGAGGAGGCCUUGUCCCCUAUGGACUCCAACACAUUCACAUCUGAACAUGGAGCGACGGAAGGUAGGGCGGAAAGUAGACCUGUUGGUGUGGGCGAUGCAUCACCAUCUUCUACGGUGGGGGGCACUCCGAAUAAGGCCGGUCUUGGAGGCAACCAUACAACUCCUCUUAAGUGGAUACGUCGAACUAGUCUUACUGGACGAAGUGAUAGUAGUCGGGAUGACUUCUUAGGAACAGUGCCAUUGGAGUUCCCGACUCAGGGCCAAGCUGAGAGUAGACCUGUGAAGGAAAUCGUUAGUAAUAGGGGAAUGCCUGAGCCGUCAGUUGAAGUGGCUUCAAUGGAUGUGGAGGAGAACAUCGCCUCACCAGAUCCUAGGAGAGAUAGUUCAAAGCCGCCCUCAUCGGCGUUGGCGAGGAGACAGAAAACACCCAUGCCGAGUCAGGGCAGUGGGGAUGUCCUAACGCCCUUUGCUGAUUCGGAAGACUCCAGAUUGCUCAGCGAGUUGGGGGAGCUCACAGAUGCUUAUACGACGAGUCAGGCCCCUAGGGAGAUGUUGGAGUUGAAGGAUAAGAAGGGCCAUCAUGGAGGCCCACGUACCCUAGCAUCGUUUCCGGUGCCCUCCCCCACACAGCAGGGGGCUACUCAAAAGCAGGGGGAGCCUGAGGGAGAGUGGAGUGAUGUGGAUAUGCAAAGGUCGUCGUCUCCCGAACCAGCUGAGGCUGUUGGACAUGCUGUCAAUGGUAUCGAGAUGGACACGGAAAUGAACACUCAAGACGACGACCACGACGAGGAGGAGGAGGAUACGUGGCAGAGUCCGGGUGGAGGAGUGAGGCAGUCGGUCGGGUCAUCAACUCAACAGUUAUCACCUGUCCUCAAUGCUGCUGCAGUUGACUUCUCCCCGACUGGAGUGUCCGAAUCGUAUGGCCUAGGAGGAUACGAGACACCAUUGACGCAUCGUCGGGACAGCUUUUCGAAUAUCUGUCCAUCGUCUACCUCCCAAGAUGGUAUGUACAGCGAGAUUGGUACGAGUGUUAAGAGCACUAGGAAGGGGACGGGGAAGAAAUCCAUCGUCUCCCAUACCGAGAUGAAGCGAAUAUUACGCCAUAGCAGUUAUUCGGAAGCUGAUCCAUCGGAGUUUAUGGAGUCUAAUGGGUCCAGGCAAAUGGCUGGUGGGUUUGAGAACAGCGAGUUGGAUGAGACUAGCAAAGAGAAUUACGACUUGGAGCAAGUGUCCACAGGCUACCGCGAAUCAAGAUACAGUUCUAAGAGACGAAUCAGCAGCAAGCCGCCGAUCUGGGCAGCUGGUGAGGAUUCGAACGGCUUGACUGCUCCGACCCAAGAGUGGCAUCUUCCUGUCAUUGAGGACACCAUUGCAGAAGAAGGGGAGGAGGAGAUUACCGUUUCUCCGACUCAGCUGGUUCACAGGGAUGAUGCGGAUGUCCCCGAGCCAUGUGAUGAAGUUGAGGGGGAUGAUCGCGGAGAGGAGCAACCAUCGACAGACCCCUACGCUGUUGUUGAGAGGGCUCAGUCGAUCCUCUGGGAAGUAGUUGCAUCGGCAGCUGAGGGAGGUGGUGUGGACGACGAUCUCCAAGAUGUGGCGGAGUUGCUGGGGAAGACCAUUGAAGAGAUGGAGUCAGAAGGCGGCGGCGGCGGCUCUGGCCUGUUGACGGUGGAGGUCUUAUGUAAGGAUUUGAGGCGACGUGUAGCAGGUGUACGUAGGAAGAUAGGGAUUGCGGACAUGCAGGAGGUCGAGAUUAAGAAGAAGGUGGCGAUGUUGAGUCGCGAGAAGAUAUUGGUUGAUGCUGAAGCCUUGGGUGGUUGGUCUGAGGACGUCGAGGAAAUAUUCAGGGAGAGAUGCAACUCGGCAGUUGUGGAGUCUAAGACUCCGACUAACGCGACCGCGAUGGGGCCCUCAGGGGUGAGGGAGGAUCUGCUACGGUAUUGGCAUGAAAUCUUCGACCGAUUCGCAUUGGAGGGGGAGCUCGCCAUUGGCCAUAAGAAGCGUGAGGAACUGAGAGCUGAGUGCAGGCUCCAGGACGCUAGGGUGUCCUUGGCCGAGCAGGAGACUAGGGCGGCUGGAAUCAUUCAAAGGUACGGUAGAUUAAUUGUGGACGGUCCAACAACAAGAGGUGAGGAUAGCGACUAUUCAGAGCUGUUGGUGAAUGCUGUGGCUGAUGGGAGUAUUGAGAGAAGGUGUGCUCAGCUGGAGGAGAAGGUGGAUAAGGAAAUUAAAAAUUUGGCGAAGUUGAUGGAGUCGCGAGACGUACUGGUGAAACAGAGGGAGGAAUUGGAUGCUAAAGUGACGGCCCAGACUAGGAGCAAUAAUUGGAGGAAAUGCUGGGCGUAUUGGACGGCUGUGCUGAGAGGAUACCGCGAGUUGCUUGCCGAUCAGCUCGGCGCGAGGAAAUUCGAAACGGCAUCUGGCCUGAUUGCAAUCGUCUUCGAAGAGGGCGACCCGGAUGUUCAUGUGCACGGUUCGACCAGUCGUCGUAAUUUGUCGCUUCCGAAUGGUAAAUUCAACUGUGCAUGGGAGGCUAUAGCGAAUCGAGGGAAAGGGCUGUUGGUUGGAGGUGCUACCGCGGAGGAAGUUAUGAAGGAAAUCGUCAGGUUGGGCGACCGGGUUGGCAGACUACAGGAGAGUGCAAGGGCAUUGCAUGCAGAGAAAAGGUUGGGUACGUGUAGUCGGGUGGUGUGUACUGAUAGGGGCAAGUUGGCGUUGUUGUAUCAAGUCCAUGUACCUCGAGGCUUCGGGGCUAGAGAGGAGCCGCAGGGUGCCAGCGUCUAUGUUGGGGUGGUGCUGGGAGGAAAUUACGUGGACUGGGAAGGAGGCCGGUUGGAGGACUAUCGAAUUGACAAUGUCGUGGUACGACAUCCAUUUCCGUUUCCGAUAAGGGCUGACCUGUUCACGGUGGGAAUACGUAUGCAUGUGAUGGACGCUAUGAAUGGACUAAUGGAGGCUCACAAGACUGCGGGUCAGAGGUCUGAUCCAUUGGCCUCGAGUGUGAAGGAGAAGUUGGGGGAGUUGAUUAUCCAUUUGACCAAGAUGUCGAAUCGUCUCUUCCUUUCCAGCCUCAGAGGGGUCCGUCGACUUGCUAAUGCAAAUGAUGAUACACGACAACAGGCUGGGAGAAUGCGGAGUGCUGCUGCUGAUGAGGUAGCUCAGACAGCUGAAGAGGUAGUCAUGGGGGAUGCUGCUACUGGAGGAGGAGACGACGAUAACAAGAACAAGGGGUCUGCUGGUGUGGUGCGUAAAGGGCGGGGUCAUGGUGGUGAAAGAGCUCUCUUAGAAGGGCCUGUCUUCUCCUUAUCGGCCCGACGGAAACGGCGAUCCGCGAGGGCAGAUGAUGACGAUGACGAUGUUGCCAUGGGGGAUAAUAGCGGGUUUGGGAAUCGUAGAGGGUAUACUGGUCCGAUGUCUGCCGGGUCAUGGGUCUUUGUAAGGAACUGUCCAUCCACUGUAACACCACAACAAUUGUAUCAUCUAUUCCAGACUACUGUCAACAGUCCAGUUGUUACUGUAAAGGUCCAUAGAGGUUCUAUACCGACAGCGUUGAUCGGCUUCGUGCGACGUGAUGCUGCUGAGACUGCGGAGAGUGAUCGUCUUGGGAUUGAUGUGGAUCAUCAGUACCCGGAGUUCCUCCUUGUGGAAAGGGUCACCAAUGGUGGGGUGGUGGACAAGUUCAACUUGGGUAAUCCUUCACAGGCGCUCAAACAGGGUGAUCACAUUGUUAGAGUAAAUGACGUUACCGGUGAUUCAUUGAAGAUGAUAGAGUGUUGCCGCAAGGAGAAGCAUCUGGUGUGGCGGGUCGUGCGUGGGAAGUGA
This is a messenger RNA of Perkinsus marinus ATCC 50983, 4072 nucleotides long. RefSeq lists its product as hypothetical. The transcript has 30 exons. NCBI's taxonomy places the organism in Eukaryota, Perkinsozoa, Perkinsida, Perkinsidae. The record is from RefSeq and is a predicted model, not a curated record. Gene Ontology annotation, molecular function: nucleic acid binding. Bases 14 to 4072 code for a protein of 1352 amino acids.